GUAAGAUACAGACUGAUGAAAGAUCUGUAUUGAAGGCAAAUUUUGGUCGGAUCCGCAGUCAUGACAGACUGAUGACCCCCCCAUGUUCUAUGGGUGACGUAGUCCAAGGACAGCCAUAGCUCUGCCACAUCCACAAGUAUGAGACAAAGUGAGUGAAUCCUUGCACUGACCAAAACUGGAGUAAAGGCUGAGUAACAGACUGUGGCAUGUCAACUUGAGUGGCCAUUGGUGUCCCACUGUCAUUAGUAAAUUGGUCCCUUCAAGGAAUGGGCCACCAUACUCUACGUCCCAGCGAUAGCGUUAGACGUGAGUGACCACAGCCGACAGAAGUGGCUGUGCGAGCAAUGUCGAGAGUGAUGAAGUGACUCGAGGGGCCAACAUACUUUACGUCCAAGCGAUAGCCUUAGGACUUGCAUCAGUGAGCACCCGGUGCGAUGGUUGGUGCAUUCUUGAAGAUGCAACACGCGCAGGGACUCAUUGUGUGAUAGGCUGAUUUGCAGCGACUAACCGGUUGAACCGUGGGGAUACGCUGAUUUGAGGCGACUGACCGGUCUUGCGCAUAUUGUGAAGAACGAAGUCACGUGCACGAGCGACUGCUAAAGGGAGCGCUGAAGUGGCAAGCUGGCAGCUGUAUGAAAAUGAUGUGUGACUGACCAAAAGAUUGGGUAGAUAGCUGAGUGGUGAGCAAAGAAAGAAAGGGCAUUACGGACCACGAAGGGUUUAGGGUUUAGGGUUUAGGGCUUAGGGCUUACAUUGCAAGGCAAGCACUCAGGAAGGACAGGAGGAAGGAGAAGGAUGGAGGAGGACACUGCUCCUGACCGGUCCUACAUCAUCGAUGAGGAUGAUGGGAUGCAAUGGUUAGAGCGAACCAUUGCCGAAUACAAGGAGCUGCCACGUCCGGAGAGAGGGUUCUUUGUUCGCGUGAGAGUGAAUUUGAAUGACCGACAUGUGGAGACUGUCCGUUUCAAUCCUCGUGGUUCAUUUCGACACCUAAAAGCUAUCGUCUUUCAAACUUUUGGCAUGCCAAGGAUGAGGUUUGUUACCGCAACUUACACCGACCCAGAUGGAAAUGAACGCUUUCUUGCCGACGAAGAGGACCUGUCACGUGUCUUGAUGACAAUUCAGACGUCACGUGUCACUCGUCCGUAUAACGUGGUCCGACUCAAUUUGCACAAUGUGGAUGUUAGAUCUGGAAACGACGAUGUGUCUAAACUAUGGCUUUGGAGUGAUGAUGACAAUCCAACAGUCAUUCAGCGACAUCGUAUCCCAUAACCGUCGCGGACGGAUGCACUAGUGUCGUCUUAGAUAGGAGUCUACAGGUUGCUAUUAAACGACCAGUGCCUCCACGUUUUUAGGCCGUUAACUUGGUGGAUGAAUCGGUGCGUGCGUGCGUGCGGGUCCAUAUGCAUUUGCAUCAGAGGGGGCCCAGAGGGGGCCUAAGACCCCCUGCGGCACUGGUGGUUCAAAGAGGAAGUUGAUGGAUUUGACAAGUUCUUGUUGUUGUUCUUUGCUAUGCAUUUGAGGAGCCACACAAUUUGUGCACUUCCUCCUUUUCGGUGCACAAAGCCAGCCAGUUGUUCUUCAGGGUGUGAAUUUGUGAAAGCCAUUGUGGAGGGUCAUGCGGGGCUCUGGUGAUGAUGGAUCCCCCAGCAAAACGUGGGGGCAGUGUUCAUGCAUGCACUGUGAAUUUAUUUGAUCGAAGGCGGGAGGUAGCGUCAAAAUACUUCCCAUGCACUUUACGUGCAGGAAGAGAGUCGCACGAUGCACUGUGAAAAAGGGAAUGCGCCGUGAUCCGAGAACUCAAACAGUGCACUUGUCAGAAUUAUAGCUGCCAUGUACACGACAGGCAGGUGCCGAAGAGCAUUAAUUCUGUUCAAGAAAGCGGCACUUGAUUCCUUCUCCCUCACCGAGAAGUAAGUUCAUCAAUUAGUCCGGUAUGGAAUGAAGAUGGCCUGAUGGU
Chara braunii is the source of this 1960-nucleotide messenger RNA. Lineage: Eukaryota; Viridiplantae; Streptophyta; Charophyceae; Charales; Characeae. The record is from the annotation of a GenBank genome assembly.